This is a messenger RNA of Solanum lycopersicum (tomato), 1061 nucleotides long. RefSeq names its product pathogen-related protein. NCBI's taxonomy places the organism in Eukaryota, Viridiplantae, Streptophyta, Magnoliopsida, Solanales, Solanaceae. The record is from RefSeq and is a predicted model, not a curated record.
GUGCAUUUUUAGUUCAUGUAAUUAUCAAUACAAUUUCAUCUAUAAAAAAGCAUAACCACACAAAGUGAAAUUCACCAAAAUCAAUAAACUUAGAGAGAGAGAGAGUAUUAAAAACUUGAAGUAGUUGAAAAAUGGCUGGUGAGAAGGAAACAACUAAAGUGGCAAUUGAUAAGUAUAGGCGGUUCCUCCAUGAAGAUCAUGUUGCAGCUGCAGAAACUAUAGAGUGGAAACAUGGUAGCCCUCCAAUUUAUGACAGUGUUAAUAAUGUCUUUGAACAAGGAAGAACCAAGGUAUGGCCAAAAGGAUCUCUUGAAGAAACAACACAAAAUUCUAUAAAGACGUGGGAAAUGGAGAUUAAAUACAAGACUUGCGUAAACGACAUUAGGACCAUUAAUCUUGAAAAAUUUAAGCUCUUUGUUAAUGGAAGAGAAGGACUGUCAGCAGAAGAGACACUAAAAGUUGGAUGUUACAAUGCGCUAUUGAAGAAUUCAAUGCCGAAUGAAUUCAAAUACCACAAAGAAGACGAAGAGACCUUUGAAUCGUCUCACAAUGCUUUUUGGUCAGCUUUUCCAAGAGGAUUCGCGUGGGAAGUGAUCAACGUGUAUACUGGCCCUCCCGUUGUGACAUACAAAUUCAGGCAUUGGGGUUUCUUUGAAGGACCAUUUAAAGGACAUGCACCUACUGGUGAGAUGAUACAGUUCUACGGCAUUGGCAUUAUGAAGGUAGAUAAAUAUCUAAGAAUGGAGGAAUUAGAGUUAUACUAUGAUCCAGCAGAACUUUUUGGUGGACUACUCAAGGGACCAAAAAUAUCUGAAUCAAACAUUGAGCAAGGUCAGGAUGAUAAUACCACCACUCAACAGUGCCCAUUAUUCAACCACAGCUAAUUAUGUCAAAUUUCACUUCUUCAAUAAAAUUUUGGUACUUCACAAAUAAUAUUGUUUUAAUAAAGUGUAUGCAACUCUAUUUCCAAAUAGUCAUGUUAUAAUAAAGUGUAUGCAACUCUAUUUCCAAAUAAUCAUGUUUCAAUAAAUUUUAUGCAACUCUUUAUAUUUUUUCAGUCA